AUGCCCCAGUCUGUUCCAACUUCUCACCGGUCUCUGCUACCGCAGGCACUACAGGGGGAUCCCAUUGGAGCAAGCGCACGCACACCAGUUGUGGCCACCUUAUCCCUCCCCAGCCUGACUGAGAAAUCGGCCCCAGACAGACAAGAGGAGAUCAGCCGCCUGAUGAAGAAUGCCAGCUACAAUCUAGAUCCCUACAUCCAGGAAUUUGGGAUCAAGGUGAAGGAUGACAUGACGGAGGUGACGGGGCGAGUGCUGCCGGCGCCCAUCUUGCAGUACGGCGGCCGGAACCGGGCCAUUGCCACACCCAAUCAGGGUGUCUGGGACAUGCAGGGGAAACAGUUCUACAAUGGGAUUGAGAUCAAAGUCUGGGCCAUUGCCUGCUUCGCACGCCAAAAACAGUGUCGAGAAGAAGUGCUCAAGAACUUCACAGACCAGCUGCGGAAGAUUUCCAAGGAUGCAGGGAUGCCCAUCCAGGGCCAGCCUUGCUUCUGCAAAUAUGCGCAGGGGGCAGACAGCGUGGAGCCCAUGUUCCGGCAUCUCAAGAACACCUACUCAGGGCUGCAGCUCAUUAUCGUCAUCCUGCCAGGGAAGACGCCAGUGUAUGCUGAAGUGAAACGUGUUGGAGAUACAGUCUUGGGAAUGGCUACACAGUGUGUGCAAGUGAAGAAUGUGGUCAAGACCUCGCCUCAGACUCUGUCCAACCUUUGCCUGAAGGUCAAUGUCAAACUUGGUGGCAUUAACAACAUCCUAGUUCCACACCAACGCUCUGCUGUCUUUCAACAACCAGUGAUAUUCCUGGGAGCAGAUGUUACACACCCCCCAGCAGGGGAUGGGAAAAAACCUUCUAUCACAGCAGUGGUAGGCAGUAUGGAUGCCCACCCCAGCCGUUACUGUACUACUGUGAGGGUGCAGCGACCACGGCAGGAGAUCAUUGAAGACUUAUCCUACAUGGUACGUGAGCUGCUCAUCCAGUUCUACAAGUCCACCCGCUUCAAGCCUACCCACAUCAUCUUCUACCGAGAUGGGGUUCCUGAAGGCCAGCUCCCCCAGAUCCUCCACUAUGAGCUGCUGGCCAUUCGUGAUGCCUGCAUCAAACUGGAAAAGGACUACCAGCCUGGGAUCACUUAUAUUGUGGUGCAGAAACGCCAUCACACCCGCCUUUUUUGUGCUGACAAGAAUGAGCAAAUUGGGAAGAGUGGUAACAUCCCAGCUGGGACCACUGUGGACACCAACAUCACCCACCCAUUUGAGUUUGACUUCUAUCUGUGCAGCCACGCAGGCAUCCAGGGCACCAGCCGACCAUCCCAUUACUAUGUCCUUUGGGAUGACAACCGUUUCACAGCGGAUGAGCUUCAGAUCUUGACGUACCAGCUGUGCCACACUUAUGUACGAUGCACACGCUCCGUCUCAAUGCCAGCACCUGCCUACUAUGCCUGCUUGGUGGCUUUCCGGGCACGAUACCACCUAGUGGACGAGGAGCAUGACAGUGGAGAGGGGAGCCACAUAUCGGGGCAGAGCAAUGGGCGGGACCCCCAGGCCCUGGCCAAAGCCGUGCAGGUUCACCAGGAUACUCUGCGCACCAUGUACUUCGCUUGAAGGCAGAACGCUGUUACCUCACUGGAUAGAAGAAAGCUUUCCAAGCCCCAAGAGCUGUGCCGCCCAAAU
Messenger RNA from Eubalaena glacialis (North Atlantic right whale), 1665 nucleotides. Its product is annotated as protein argonaute-1-like. Gene Ontology annotation, molecular function: nucleic acid binding. The record is from RefSeq and is a predicted model, not a curated record. The transcript is spliced from 2 exons. NCBI's taxonomy places the organism in Eukaryota, Metazoa, Chordata, Mammalia, Artiodactyla, Balaenidae. The coding region runs from base 1 to 1596 and encodes 531 amino acids.